This is a messenger RNA of Caretta caretta (loggerhead turtle), 746 nucleotides long. Lineage: Eukaryota; Metazoa; Chordata; Testudines; Cheloniidae. The record is from RefSeq and is a predicted model, not a curated record.
CUGCCCCGGCCCCGCCUCUUCCCAGAGCGUGCCGCGUUCCCGCUCCCUUCCAGUGCUUGCCGCUGCGAAACAGCUGUUUCGCAGCGGCAAGCGCUGGGAGCUGGGGGAGAAGCAGGGACGCGGCACGCUCAGGGGAGGAGGCAGAGACGGACCGGAGGUAAGCUGGGGCGGGGGGUGGGGCAGGGAGCUGCAGGUGGGUGCAGAGCACCCACCAAUUUUUCCCCAUAGGUGCUCCAGCCCCGGAGCACCCACGAAGUCGGUGCCUAUGCACGGGGUCAGACUAGAUAAGCAUGAUGGUCCCUUUUGGCCUUAGAGUCUGUGAGCUGAAAAACCAUGAUUUUCUGCCACGGCAGGUAAUAUGGUCCUUCUGAUUCCAUACUUAGGUCUUUGGGCCAGGGAUUGUAAUUGUGUUGUCUACAACACUGAGCACUAUGGGGACUUAACUGGAACCCCCGGUGCUAUCACAAUACAAAUUAUUAUCAACAAUCAUGAUUUCCUUCCCAAACUCUGCCAUGCAGGUAAUGGAUGUGCUGGAGCUCAGAGGACGGAGAAGGGAGUGAAGGCGGAGCCCGAUGGACAGCCCGACAGUGCAGCCAUACGUCGACGUGGACAAGGGGUUUGCCAUUGGGUUUGUCAUCCUGAUGUGCUUCUUCCUGAUGGCCAUGAUUGUGAGGUGCGCCAAGCUGAUCGUGGACCCGUACAGCGCCAUCCCCACCUCCAUGUGGGAGGAGGAGCAAAUCAAUUGA